Molecule: messenger RNA, 3803 nt
Organism: Castor canadensis (American beaver)
Lineage: Eukaryota; Metazoa; Chordata; Mammalia; Rodentia; Castoridae
Gene: Daglb
Product: diacylglycerol lipase beta
Biological process (GO): diacylglycerol catabolic process; arachidonate metabolic process; neurogenesis
Cellular component (GO): plasma membrane; cytoplasm
Molecular function (GO): triacylglycerol lipase activity
Source: RefSeq, a predicted model, not a curated record
UUGCCGGCGGAGUCUAAAGGGCUCCGGCGGCAGCAAGUGGCCAGAGCUGUGUGCGGCGGUGUAAGGCCGUGCGGCGGCUCCGGCACCAUGCCUGGGAUGGUGCUCUUCGGCCGGCGCUGGGCCAUCGCCAGCGACGACUUGGUCUUCCCUGGGUUCUUCGAGCUGUUCCUAAGAGUGCUGUGGUGGGUUGGCAGCCUGACUUUGUACCUCAUGCACCGGCAGAAACUGGACUGUGCUGGCGGAGUCCUGCUCAGCACUUACCUGAUAGUUCUCAUCAUUCUCCUGACAGUUAUCAUAUGUCCCGUGCUGGCCAUCGUGUGUGUCAGCAUGAAGGGAACCAUUUGUAAUCCUGGGCCACGGAAGUCUAUGACUAAGCUGCUGUACAUCCGCCUGGCACUCUUCCUGCCAGAGAUAGUCUGGGCUUCUCUGGGGACCGCCUGGGUAGUGAAAGGAAUCCAGUGUGACAGGACAGUUGUCACUGGCAUCAUUGCCACCGUCAUCGUCAGUUGGAUCAUUAUCGCCGCCACUGUGGUGACCAUUGUCAUUGUCUUCGACCCACUGGGAGGGAGAAUGGCCCCAUAUUCCUCUGCCAGUCCCGGUCACCUGGAUAGUAAUGAUUCGAGCCAGUUCCUUAAUGGCCUCAAGACCGCAGCCACGAGCGUGUGGGAAACCAGAAUGAAGUUCUUGUGCUGUUGCGUGGGGAAUGACGACCACACUCGAGUUGCUUUUUCCAGUACGGCUGAGCUUUUCUCAACCUACUUUUCAGACACAGACCUGGUGCCCAGUGACAUUGCGGCAGGCCUGGCCCUCCUCCAUCAGCAGCAGGACAACAUCAGCAACAGUCAGGAUCCUCAUGAGGUGAUCAGCCACUCCCCAGGCCACUCCCAGGAAGCUGACCUGGAUGCAGAAUUAGAAAACUGCCACCAUUACAUGCAGUUUGCAGCAGCCGCCUAUGGGUGGCCUCUCUUCAUUUACAGAAACCCAUUCACAGGCCUUUGCAGGAUCGGUGGUGACUGCUGCAGAAGCAGAACAACAGAGUAUGACCUGGUUGGAGGUGACCAGCUCAACUGUCAUUUUGGCUCCAUCCUGCAGACGACGGGGCUGCAGUACAGGGACUUCAUUCACGUCAGCUUCCACGACAGGGUCUAUGAGCUGCCCUUCUUAGUGGCUCUGGAUCACAGGAAGGAGUCUGUCGUCGUUGCCGUGAGAGGGACCAUGUCUCUGCAGGACAUCCUUACUGACCUGUCCGCAGAAAGUGAGAACCUUGACCUGGAAAUUGAGUUGCAGGACUGUGUGGCCCACAAGGGCAUUUCUCAGGCCGCCAGAUAUGUGUACCGACGACUCAUCAACGACGGGAUCCUCAGCCAGGCCUUCAGCGUUGCCCCCGAAUACCGGCUGGUCAUCGUGGGACACAGCCUGGGGGCAGGAGCGGCAGCACUGCUGGCCAUCAUGCUCAGGAGGUCCUACCCGCAGGUGCGGGCCUACGCCUUCUCCCCGCCCCGGGGGCUGCUGAGCAAAUCUCUUUAUGAGUACUCCCAGGAUUUCAUUGUGUCACUUGUCCUAGGAAAGGAUGUGAUUCCCAGGUUAAGCGUGGCCAACAUGGAAGAUCUGAAGAAGAGAAUCUUGCGCGUGAUCUGUCAGUGUAACAAGCCUAAGUACAAGAUCUUGCUGCAUGGCUGCUGGUAUGAGCUGUUUGGCGGGAACCCCACUAACUUGCCAACUGAGCUGGACGGGGGCAGCCAGGGGGCCUUGUCGCAGCCUCUUCUGGGGGAGCAGAGUCUGCUGACACAACAGUCCCCAUCCUACAGCUUCUCCAGUGACUCCCCCCUGGACUCUUGCCCCAAGUACCCACCUCUGUACCCUCCCGGCAGGAUCAUCCACCUGGAGGAGGAGGGCGCCACAGGGAGGUUUGGCUGCUGUUCUGCUGCUCAGUACAGAGCGAGAUGGUCACAUGAAGCGGCAUUCAGCAAAAUACUCAUAGGCCCAAAGAUGCUGACGGACCACAUGCCAGACAUCCUGAUGAAAGCCCUGGCCAGCGUGGUCGCGGACAGAGCAGCCUGCCUCUCCUGUCCCGGGCAAGGUGGCUCUGGUGUGGAUGUGGUGUAAUCAGGCCUGUGGGGAACUGUCCCAGAACCAUGGGCUCACAUAGUUGUUCUCCGAGUAACAAAGCGUGAGGGAUUUCUGUGGAGCCAGGACAAUACUGUCCACCAGCGGGAACCUGGACACCACGCAGCUCGAUGGCUUCAAGCAAUGCAUAGUAUUAUUACCGGGCUCAGGAUUCAGGGGAGAGCGCAGGGGGCAUGGGAGUCGAGACAGCAAUGGUGUUGCAAGCCCCCCGUGACCACCUGAGAACUGUCCUAGCAGGACAACAGUGUUGGAGGGCCCUAAGGGAAUCUGUAGCCUCCCCCUCGUGGUCUUGCCCUGCCACUAUUUGUCUUAAGUGUGAACUUAGAUAAGUGUGCACUAUUUGGGUUCCUCCUUCAUCCUCAAAUGAAGAUGGAGGCAGGCCAGAAGGUAAGCAGGACUGCCCUACUCCUGAGCCCAGCGCUCCAGCCUCUUGUUUCUAUGUGUGGGUGACUGAGGCCUCAGGUCAUUGCCAGGUCCUAUAUUCUGGCUGAGGCCAGCCAGAGGGCUCAGGGGCACUUUAAAACAAUAAAGCACUUCUACAUCACCAGUGUCUGUAUGUCGUUUUCAGGCAGCUCCACUGGGUGGGUUUAGAGGAAUCAGGUUUGAAGUGGUUUUUCCUGUCUACUGUGAACAAAAAUGCAAUGAAGCUUGUUUCACAUUCUGGAUAACUGAAGAUCGCAUGGUACCAGCUUUCAAAGGGUUUCUCUAAAGCGUAAGCUUACCACGGGGUGAGAAAAAGAAGUGCAAUGAACAUGGCUCAGGUGGUGGAGAAUGAAUCCCAAGGGCAGAGGAGGAGCGCUAACCUGGCUCCCGGGCCGGCACCUGCUGGGUGCUGUGGGUCAAAGUGGUGCUGGAGGAAACCUGGCCCCUCCUGUGGGGGCCACACCAGCAGCGGAAGGAAGGAGUGACCAUCCUUGGCUGCUCCCACUCCCUGACCUUCAGGACUGGAAAUAUGACCUCAGGAGAGGCCUUCUGUCACUGUCACAGAGGGAUCCAAGCCUAGGUGGCCAAACCUGUAACCCCAGUGCUCAGGAGUAGUUCAGGGCCAGCCUGUGCUACACGAGCUGCAAGGUUCCCUCUAAACACAAUUCCUGCACCUCCCUGGUGCGGUUUUCAACCUGGGCCUUAAGCACAACCCAUCAGGCACAGGAGGAACGAGACCCACAGCCGCAAAGGCACGCGAGCACAAGCUCCAAAUGAUUCCCGUUGCUCCUGGAGCAACCACAAAACUCCCAAGAGGCUGACAAAUAGAGUGAAGAGAACACCUGAGAAGUGAAAACAUGAGCUAAAGAAAGCAUUCCAUGAGGUCAGAUACGACAGUUCUAGAAAGAACAGAGAAUGGAGACUAUGCAUUUCCAGAUGCAAAGAGCCCAUCAAGUGCAGAGCACAGCUAAUGGGGAAAAAAAAAAAGCCAGGACCUGGAGGACAAAAGGAAACCUCAGCGUUACAAACAAAGCGUGUCUUCGUGCAAUGGAAGAAGUGUCUUCAGCUGGCUAGAUGCAGCCAAUGUCACAUAGGAGAGAGGUGUCCUCAAAGAUGGAAGUGCUCAAAAGCUUAACUUCCCAUUUUCAGAAAACCAAGAAGAUCAUCAAACUGAAGCAAGCAAAUCAUGAGUUUGGAGUGCAGAAGUAAAAUGCAAACUCGUGAGAAGUCGGUCGGGUGAUUCUGAGGCUUAG